Molecule: messenger RNA, 2538 nt
Organism: Parnassius mnemosyne (clouded apollo)
Lineage: Eukaryota; Metazoa; Arthropoda; Insecta; Lepidoptera; Papilionidae
Source: the annotation of a GenBank genome assembly
AUGAAAAUUGCUCGAAAAGAGUUUGAAGAUAUGUUGGCACAAGGCAUUGUAAGGCGUUCUGAGAGUCCUUGGUCAUCAGCUUUACAUCUUGUAAAGAAAAAAAAUGACGGAUGGAGACCGUGCGGGGACUACAGAUCACUUAAUGCAAGGACUAUCCCUGACAGAUAUCCCAUUCGUCACAUACAAGAUUUUUCUUACCAACUUUCUGGAUCCACUAUAUUUUCUAAGAUUGAUUUAGUGAAGGCAUACAACCAAAUUCCUGUAAAUCCUUCGGAUAUACCAAAGACUGCCAUAACUACACCAUUCGGGCUUUAUGAAUACCCUUUCAUGAAUUAUGGUUUGCGAAACGCAGCGCAAACUUUUCAGAGAUUCAUUGAUGAAGUGCUCUCUGGUCUAGACGAUUUUUGCUUCGGAUACCUCGACGAUAUUCUGGUUUUUUCACCUUCCCCUGAAAUACAUAAACGCCACUUACUUCAGCUCUUUGAGAGGUUAAAAGCUUACGGCGUGUUGAUCAAUACGACGAAGUGCGUGUGGGGACAACACGAGGUGACAUUCCUUGGAUACCAUGUGUCUGCAGCCGGCAUCUUACCGCUAAAUACAAAAGUACAAACUAUACAAGAAUUUCCCAUACCACGCACUGUAAAGGAACUCCGCAGAUUCUUAGGUAUGAUCAAUUUUUAUAGACGUUUCAUACCAAAUGCAGCUAGGAUACAAGCACCGUUAAACGCCGUCUUAGCGGGACCUAAAGUGAAAGGAUCUCAUCCCAUUAGUAUGACACCAGAUCUUUUGAAAGCAUUUGAAAAAUGCAAAAAUGCUCUUUCUAAUACUACACUUUUAGUACAUCCUAAUUCAUCGGCCGAGCUCUCAAUUCACACCGACGCUUCAGAUGUGUCCAUCGGUGCUGUGCUGCAACAACGCAAGGGCACUGAAUGGGAACCCUUAGGUUUCUUUUCGAAAAAGCUGAAUUCCGCACAAAAAAAAUAUAGCCCCUAUGACCGGGAGCUUCUAGUAAUUUACGAAGCAAUCAAAUAUUUCUUACACAUGGUAGAGGCUAGAGUCUUCAGUGUGUACACAGAUCAUAAGCCUCUUACCUAUGCUUUCUCUACUGCAAGAGAUAAAUGUCCUCCGCGACGCUAUCGCUACCUAGAUUUUAUUGCACAGUAUACCACAGACAUUCGCUACAUUCCGGGACCAGAUAAUGUAGUAGCUGAUACGCUUUCACGGGUAGAAGAAAUUAAAAUAUCUUUAGAUUACCAGGCUCUUGCACGAUCUCAAGAUAAAGACCCUGAACUGCAACAUCUGCUGCAAAACGGUUCAUCAUUAAACCUACAGAAAAUCGAACCAAUAGGAGCAAACCUUAAAGUAUACUGUGACGUAUCUGUACAGCAGCCAAGACCUUUCAUUACAAAAGCAUUUAGAAGGCAAGUGUUCGAUAUGCUUCAUGGAUUAAGUCACCCAGGAAGUUCAGCUACAGUACGUCUUGUCACUGAUAGGUUUGUCUGGCCUGGCAUUCGUAGAGACUGUAGAGAGUGGGCUAGGCAUUGCCUUGAUUGCCAACGAAGCAAGAUUACCCGUCACACUUCCGCUCCCCUUUCCUCUUUUCCUACGCCUUCAUCAAGAUGCUCUCAUAUACAUCUCGAUAUUAUAGGGCCUCUAACUCUCUCUUAUGAUUUCAGAUAUUGCCUCACUAUCAUCGAUAGAUUUACACGAUGGCCUGAGGCGAUUCCCCUGAAAGACAUCACAGCAGAAUCCUGUGCCUCCGCUCUGGUAUCUGGGUGGAUAUCCAGAUUCGGCUGCCCUGCUCGAAUUACAACGGACAGAGGACGUCAGUUCGAUUCCAGCUUAUUUAAGGCAAUCGCAUCCAUGGUUGGUGCUUGUCAUUUCUGCACAACUGCCUACCACCCUUCUGCUAAUGGAAUGGUGGAGCGCGUACAUCGCCAGCUGAAAGCUGCCAUUAUGUGCCACAACUCUACACAAUGGACUGAGGUACUUCCGCUUGUUCUUCUUGGUAUUCGCAGCUCUUGGAAAGAAGAUAUUCAAGCUUCGUCUGCUGAACUGGUGUAUGGCGAACCUCUUCACCUUCCUGGCGAGUUCAUGAGCCCUAAAGAAAACCACUGCACUGAAGAUUUCACCACCUUCGCCGCCCGUCUACGCUCACAUAUGGCUAAGCUGACGCCAAAACCAGCUAAGUGGCAUAGAAAUGGUCCAUUUUAUAUACCCAAAAAUCUAACAGAUUGCAGUCAUGUAUUCCUGCGUCAGGACCAUGUACGAAAAUCACUAGAGCCUCCAUAUGCGGGCCCGUAUCAAGUUUUAGGCAGGCACCCGAAGUUUUAUAAAGUGCUCGUGCGAAAUAAAGCGGUCAGCGUCAGUAUUGAUCGUCUAAAACCUGCGUAUGUUACAGAUGGACCCACAAAUACUUCGGUUGCUACAUCUUCAUCACCUCCUCUUCCAACAUGCAUCCAUAACGACCAAAAAACGAAGGAAAGGAUUACUAAGAGUGGAAGAAAAGUUCAUUUUCCUGAUUACUAUCGACCGUAG